This is a messenger RNA of Octodon degus (degu), 2039 nucleotides long. RefSeq names its product hemochromatosis type 2 (juvenile) (gene Hjv). Gene Ontology annotation, cellular component: plasma membrane. NCBI's taxonomy places the organism in Eukaryota, Metazoa, Chordata, Mammalia, Rodentia, Octodontidae. The record is from RefSeq and is a predicted model, not a curated record. The transcript is spliced from 4 exons. The coding region runs from base 365 to 1603 and encodes 412 amino acids. Gene Ontology annotation, molecular function: coreceptor activity. Gene Ontology annotation, biological process: BMP signaling pathway.
CCUCUGGCAAUCCAUGUCUCCCCCACCACCACCACCAAACCUUCUCUGGCUCCCUGACCUCAGGGAGAUUUCAGUGGCCCAAGGGCUGUGAAGCUGGGGGAAACAGGAAGAGCCGGGAGCCCCUGGUGGCAACAAGCCACCAAAAUAAGCAACCAUGGCUGGAGAAUUGGAUGUCAGAAUGAUGUCUGACCACUGGAAACAGUGCUCUCCACACCGUCCUGACCAAUCUUUCGCUCUUCUCUUUCCCCAUGCCCAGCCAAAUUUCUUUUUUCAGUCACUUCCAAGACUGCCGGUCAAAAUUCACUAGGUAGGAAGGUCAUCAGCUGGGAAGAACCGGCGCCAGGGGGGACCUGGCGGGAUAGGCAUGGGAGACGGGAGUCGGUCCCCUAGUCCCCGGCCCCCCCAUGGCAGUCCCUCAACUCUAAGCACUCUCACUCUCCUGCUGCUCCUCUGUGGACAUGCGCACUCCCAAUGCAAGAUCCUCCGCUGCAACGCCGAGUACGUGUCGUCCACCCUGAGCCUCCGAGGCGGGGGCGCGCCGGGAGCGGUGCGGAGGGCGGGCGCGGGCGGCCUCUGUCGGGCGCUCCGCUCCUACGCGCUCUGCACGCGGCGCACCGCCCGCACCUGCCGUGGGGACCUGGCCUUCCACUCGGCGGUGCACGGCAUCGAGGACCUGAUGAUCCAGCACAACUGCUCGCGCCAGGGCCCGACCGCCCCGCCCCCGCCCCGGGGCCCGGCCCUCCCGGGCGCAGGCCCGGACCCCUGCGACUACGAGGGCCGCUUCUGGCGGCUGCACGGCCGCUCGCCCGGCUUCUUGCACUGCGCCUCCUUCGGGGACCCCCACGUGCGCAGCUUCCACCACCACUUCCACACGUGCCGCGUCCAAGGAGCCUGGCCCCUGCUGGAUAACGACUUCCUUUUUGUCCAGGCCACCAGCUCCCCCGUGGCAUCGGGGGCCAACGCUACCACCACGCGGAAGCUCACUGUCAUAUUUAAGAACAUGCAGGAGUGCAUUGACCAGAAGGUCUACCAGGCUGAGGUGGACAACCUUCCUGCUGCCUUUGAAGACGGUUCUGUCAAUGGAGGUGACCGACCUGGGGGCUCAAGUUUGUCCGUUAAAACAGCUAACCCUGGGAGCCACGUGGAGAUCCGAGCUGCCUAUAUCGGCACAACUAUAGUCAUUCGGCAGGCAGCUGGGCAGCUGUCCUUCUCCAUCAAAGUAGCAGAGGAUGUGGCCAGGGCCUUCUCAGCUGAGCAGGACCUGCAGCUCUGUGUUGAGGGGUGCCCCCCAAGCCAGCAACUGUCUCGCUCGGAGCGCAGUCGUCGGGGAGCUAUAACCCUAGAUACUGCCAGACAGCUGUGUAAGGAAGGGCUUCCAGUGGAAGACGCUUAUUUCCAGUCCUGUGUCUUUGAUGUUUCAAUCUCUGGUGACCCCAACUUCACAGCAGCUGCCCAGGCAGCUCUGGAGGACGCCCGAGCCUUCCUGCCAGACUUAGAGAAGCUGCACCUCUUCCCUUCAGAUGCAGGGGCUCCUCUCUCCCUGACAACCUUCCCAGGCCCACUUCUUUCAGGGCUGUUCAUUCUGUGGCUUUACUUUCAGUAAGUACACCAGCUAUCUCCUGGCCAAUUUGGAAAUAACGGGACAAAGGUUGGCAUGGACAAAUACAAAGAGCUGCUAAGAAAACGGUAGUGACUAAGAGACACGUGAUAAAAAAUGGCACUUGUCCAGAGUCAGAGGGACUGGAGGCCAGGUUUGAAGUAAUCACAGAAGAGGGGUUCUGGGCAGGGUUUCUGCAUUCCAGCUUUCUGGAGGAACUCAUCUCCAACUGUGACAGUCCUGUCUAUAGUAAGAGGAUUGUUCUGAUCCAUCUAUAUCUGGGAUGGCCCCAUAAACUUGGAGGUCUAAUGGGUGCCUGGUGGUCAGAAAAGAAUUUAGGCAUUAAUGUUGUAAAAAGCAACAAUUAAAAGAGAAGGACAUGACCAUUACCCAUGAGAAACUCAAGGGGGGAAAAAUAAUUAGAGAAAGAAGUCUAUUUAUG